GCACGUUCCGGCAAAGGCGGCAAGAUGGACCAAAAGCGUCGUUCGUGGUCGACACACGAAGAGCAUGUUUUGCUAGCGUCGAUGAAGGAGCUCGUUGCACAAGGUUGGAAGUCGGAUAACGGCUUUCGCGGCGGCUAUUUGAAUAAACUCGAAGAAGCUAUGCGGAAGGAGUACCCAAUGACGGACACAAAAGGGACGCCCCACAUCAACUCCAAAGUGACAACGUGGAAGAAGCUCUACUAUUCGCUGUGGAACAUUCUCAAAGUCUCCGGUGUUGGCUUCAACGUUAACGGCAAACAUAUGAUUGAUUGCGACGACGAGCAAUGGCAAGGCUUUGUGGCUGCCGAUAAGAGCGUGGGCAACUUCCGUUACAAGAGUUGGCCAUAUUACGAGGAUUGGAAGAUUAUCUUCGGCAAAGAUCGGGCAACGGGCGAAGAGGCGGAGGACCUCAUGGAAGCGGCUCAUGACAUGUACCGGAAGAUAAACCUUAGCCCGGUCAAUGAUAGCGGCGACUACCAUGUCUCCUUAGAGGGGAUUUUCGAGAAUGAAAUUUCAGGAGACAACGUAAGCCAAACCUUUAAUCGUGACGAGCCAACCCCCGUUGAAAAGGAGGCUCCAACUUCAAGUAAGAAACGUCGUCGUAGUGUAGGCUUUGAUGACAAGUUCUUCGAGGCUUUGCGCGAGGUUGGCCGGGGCACAGGAUUCGAGGCUUGAAACUAUCUCCAACCGAAUGGGGUACGAUUUCGACGUGUCGAAGGCGCGCAAAGAAGUGUUUUCCAAAUUGAGUGGCAUUGUGGGGCUUACACGAACCGAUAAGUACAUCCUAUGCAACAUGCUUGCUGAAAAAACGGAGUUUCUUGACAUCUUUUCAAGUCUCCCCGAAGAUGAAAAAGAAGGGUACGUGUUGUUCCUCCUUGCUUCGAAGAAAAUGUGACUUUGCGUGGCUCUCAUUUGCGACGUGGGUGACACCAUCGAAUCUUAGUCAUCGCUGCUGCUUUUGUUUUGUUUGUUUUGAAAGGUUGACAUUGGCCAUCUACAUUGCUUUUCU
Molecule: messenger RNA, 1048 nt
Organism: Salvia miltiorrhiza (redroot sage)
Lineage: Eukaryota; Viridiplantae; Streptophyta; Magnoliopsida; Lamiales; Lamiaceae
Exons: 2
Coding region: 25-714 (229 amino acids)
Source: RefSeq, a predicted model, not a curated record